Homarus americanus (American lobster) is the source of this 5401-nucleotide messenger RNA. RefSeq names its product methionine--tRNA ligase, cytoplasmic-like (gene MetRS). NCBI's taxonomy places the organism in Eukaryota, Metazoa, Arthropoda, Malacostraca, Decapoda, Nephropidae. Bases 219 to 3209 code for a protein of 996 amino acids. Gene Ontology annotation, cellular component: cytosol; aminoacyl-tRNA synthetase multienzyme complex. Gene Ontology annotation, molecular function: methionine-tRNA ligase activity; ATP binding. The record is from RefSeq and is a predicted model, not a curated record. Gene Ontology annotation, biological process: methionyl-tRNA aminoacylation. The transcript has 9 exons.
AUGGGUUUAAUUAACAGUGGUUGGUGGUGUUCGCCGCCUAGUCACCUCACGGGGCUGUCGCGUUCAGUCAAUAAACUCGUGGUGAAACGAUCUCAAGGAGCUGUGAAAUAACUAGUCGACUAAUUAUAUUAUAGGGUGUGUGUGUCUACCCUACAGCCUGUGUGGUAAGCAAUCAGCAAACUAAGAAAACAACUACUGAUAGUAAAGAGCAAACAACCAUGAAACUGUUCUGUCAGAGAGAUCAUCCUAAUGGGCUUAAAGUGCUGUUGGCAUCAGCCUUCUCUGGCAAUGCUGUGACAGUUGUUGAAGACAAAGGUGUGUCAUCGGGAGCAGUGCUGGAGGUGACGGAGGGUAAUGUGACAUUCCAUCUUCAUGCCAACAGUGCGGUCCUUUUUCUACUCCACAAAUCUAAGCAAGAUUUAGCGGAUGGUUGGUACUCUCAAGACUGUGAAAAAUGGCUUGAAUGGGAAGCAACUGUAUUCCAGCCUGCUCUUGUGCCUUACCUGACUUCUGUUGCUGGAGGUAAGGAGGAUAAGUCUCUGAGAGCUGUCAUGGACUCCUUACUGGCCAACCUGUAUGCUUCUAACCAACUAAAUAACAAGGACUUGAGUGCAAUAUCUGUGGUAUUUUUCUCAUCAUUAUUGCCUUUGACAAGUGAGGCGACAAGUCUUACUUUCCUGGAAGAACGUCACCCUACUCUCUUGGCUUAUAUCAACACUCUGAAGGAACAGGCACAAUAUAAGGAGUGUGUUGAAUCUUGGUACAGCAGCAGUAGUACACUCAAGACCUGGGUAGCCCAAACUUCCAUUCCUCUCAGUCCUGUUCAUUCUACCUUGUCUCUCCUCAAAGGAUCUCCCCUAACUCCCCAGUCUCCAAGCACUUCAACCUCCUCAGGCUCACCUGAACACGGUAAACCAGUGCGUGCGACAAUGUCUGCUGAGCAAAUAAAAGAAGCUCGGUGUGCAUGGCUACAACCUCCCCCAAACUCAACAGUGUCAGCAGCCCGGGUAGCCCCUGUACUUCCUGUAGAGGGAGAGUCAAAUAUUCUUAUUACUUCUGCUUUGCCUUAUGUCAAUAAUGUACCACAUCUUGGAAAUAUUAUCGGUUGUGUUCUGUCUGCCGACUGCUAUGCAAGAUUUUGUCGUUUACGAGGAGACAACACUUUAUAUAUUAGUGGUACAGAUGAAUAUGGAACAGCAACUGAAACCAAAGCCAUUGCUGAAGGUCUUACACCACAGCAGAUAUGUGAUAAAUACCAUGCCAUACAUGCUAAUGUUUAUAAGUGGUUCAAUAUUAGUUUUGAUCACUUUGGCCGCACAACAACAGAACACCAAACUAGGAUUGCCCAGGAUAUUUUUGAAAAGUUGGAUAAAAAUGGGAAAAUAUUUAAAGAAUCCGUGGAACAAUUGUAUUGCAUUAAAUGUGAGCGUUUUCUAGCUGACAGGUUUGUAGAAGGAACGUGUCCUCACCCAGGUUGUGGCUAUGAAGAUGCUCGGGGUGAUCAGUGUGAUGGUUGUGGGAAAUUGAUUAAUGCCAUGGAGCUGGUGAAACCUCGCUGUAAACUUUGCUUUAAUCUACCUGAAGUCAGAUCCUCGAAUCAUCUUUUCCUGGACCUGCCAUCAAUUGAGCCUUCAUUGAAGUCCUGGUUAGCAACAUCCUCCAAACAGUGGACUAGCAACGCUAAAGUUAUAUGUGACUCCUGGAUAAGAGAUGGUCUCAAAACCCGAUGCAUCACCCGUGACCUGAAAUGGGGCACUGCAGUCCCAAAGGAUGGCUUUAGAGAUAAGGUAUUCUAUGUGUGGUUUGAUGCUCCCAUUGGCUAUAUUAGCAUUUCUGCCUGUUAUACUGAUCAGUGGGAGAAGUGGUGGAAGAACCCCAGUCAAGUUCAGUACUACGAAUUCAUGGCUAAGGAUAAUGUUCCAUUCCAUAGUGUUGUGUUUCCUUCGACUCAGUUGGGUACUGGUGAAAACUGGACUAAAGUCACACACCUUGUAGCCACUGAAUAUCUAAACUACGAGGACGGUAAAUUCUCAAAAAGUCGUGGUACAGGAGUAUUUGGUGACCAGGUUAUUGACACGGGGAUUCCCAGUGAUGUAUGGCGAUUCUACCUCUUAUACCUUAGACCUGAGGUUCAUGACACCGCUUUCUCUUGGGUUGAUCUACAGACUAAGAACAACAGUGAACUUCUUAAUAAUCUGGGAAAUUUUGUACAUAGAGCACUUUCCUUUGUGUUUAAGUUCUUUGCAUCAACUUUACCCCCAGCAAAACCUAGUGAAUCUGAUUAUCAGGUUAUGGCAGCAGUGAACCAGGAAUUCCAGCAGUACACCUCCGCUCUGGCAAAUAAUCGUCAGCGAGAUGGGCUACGAUAUAUCCUCUCUAUAACAAGGAUUGGGAACCAGUACAUUCAAGAGCACGAACCAUACAAACUUAUAAAACCAAAUCGUUCAGCAGAAGACAAGGAACGAGGGGCGACAGUGACUGCAAUAGCCAUCAAUAUUGUAGCUUUAGUGUCCAUAAUUUUGGAUCCCUAUAUGCCAGAGACGUCAGAACGCAUCAAGGUCUUUCUGAAUUUACCAACACAUUUUCAGCGACUUCCCAGAUUGUUUACACAGUUCCUUCCUUCUGGCCAUGUCAUUCAGGAACCAAAACCCCUCAUCAGUUCAAUUGAUGAUGAAGUAAUUCAGAAACUCGGCAAACAGUUUGGUGGUCAAGCUUCAGCAGAGAAGAAACCUGUUGACCCGUCUGAGGUAGCACGUCUAGAAGGCUUAAUCACAGAACAGGGGAACAAGGUGCGAAAAUUGAAGGAGAAUGGCACGGCCAGCAAGGACGUGGUGGCCGCAGAAGUGGCAACAUUAAUUGCUUUGAAGGGCCAGCUAGCAGCUGCACAGGGUGUCGACCCAGCGGCUGCCAGCAGUAAGGACAAGAAAAAGAAGAAAGGAGGAGCAACAGUGAAGGCAGAACCCAGUCCUGCCAAGACACCAGCAGCUGUUCCAAAUGGUCCAGUAGACGAGAAUGAAGUGAACCGUUUACAAGCGUUAAUCACACAGCAGGGUGAUAAAGUUCGUGCCAUCAAAGCUAGAGGUGAUGCUCCCAAGGAUGAAAUUGGUUCCGAGGUUGCCAAACUUUUGGAUCUCAAGAAACAGUUAGCAGUAGCUCAGGGAAUUGAUCCGGCUACUCUCAAUUCUAAAGAAAAAAAGAAAAAGAAGUAAGAGUAAAUGGGAGAAGAAAGGCAGCUGUAACUCAAAUGUGUGACAUAAGUUACCAUCAUGCACAGUCAAAGACAAAAGUCGUGUUGUGAAAUUUGGUGAAAACAUGUGUCGAAGGGCUAAACUUUUGGUGCUCUCUGCUUUGUGGUAGGGCUCUCAUAAUGUCAUGAGUUAUAUUUAAUCUUCGGUCAAAACCGCGACAUGACUUUUGUCUUUGACUGUACAGUCCUGUAUUAUCUUGUAACUUGAUAAACUACACUUAGUUGUGCAGAAUUUAAUGCAACUACUAUACUGUACACUAGAAGGGUUAUAACUACUUAAUGGGUAAUUUUUUGUGAAGUGGAUUAAAUUUGGUUUAAUGAGCUACUUACUUUUUUAAAGUUAUAACAGGAAAAAUGUACAUGGAAAUGAGUAGAUUUUAAUUAAGAGAAAAGUUUUGAUUGUGAACUUCUUGUUAAGAUGUUUGGACUAAAGGUUUGUUAUAACCCAGGUUAUUUUUUACUUUUUGAAGUAAAUAAUUUAAAGAUUUCUAACUUACUGCUAAUAUAUAUAAUGUAAUUCAGGCAUAGUCAUUAAGUCUAUAGGGUGUUGAAAAGCUCAGGUUCCCAAGACCCAAAAUUUGUGACUAAAGUCUAAAUCUCAAAGAAAAUUUGGAAAUGAAAUAAACCUUCUAACUUAGUAAAUUUCUCAGAAGUACACAUUACUUGUCUUGGCAGUUGUCCUUAGAAAUUUGAAAGUCUUUGUGCCUAGAUGGCUUACAUGGCAGUGAAAACUCUCACCCUUCUCCCUCUAGAGGGAACUGCCAUAAUAAAUGUCUUCUCCUUUCCAGAAAUCCAAUAUGGUGCAAAGUCUAUCUACUUUUCAAACUUUAUCUGAUUUUUAGAUCUCGGUCACAAGUUUUGGGAACCUGAGUUUUUUAUCCUGUGUCCUUACUGACUACAUGAGACAGCCAAUCCUUCUUGGCUAGAAAAUAUGAUUCUAGGAUCAGUCUGUCAUUUAGUAUAUAAUACAUUCCUAAUGUUUAAUUAAAAUUCAGAGAGGCACAUGUUUACCCCAGAUAAAAUGACAAUCUGUGUUUUGGUCUAAACUAAUGUGUGCCUUUGCCCUCUUCUUCCCCUCCCCUUCCUCUUUAGUUGAAAUUCAGAAUUUACAUAUGGUGCUCACUUAUUUUCAGCAAAAAUUUGAUUUUGUUUGUGCACUUUAAAUGUUAAUAACCUUGUGCACAAAGUUAAUUUGUUUACUGGAUACUCUACUGGUGUCUGAUUUUCAUUCACAUACCAUGAAAAAGUCUAGCAUGAGCUUUGUAGGAGCAGAAGGGUAAGGGAGAGGUCAUUCUCUGCUCUCACAAUGGCUGUUCUUAUGAGAAUGAUAGUAGAAACAUUCAGAAGAUAGUCAUCAUUUCAAGAUUCUAGGUUAUAUUGACCAGAAUAAGUCUUAAAUGUGUACCUACUGUACAUUACUCUCAAAUUUACCUUCAAUUUAAAGAUUUGCGUAUACAGUGCACUGAUAUUUAUUGACUUUCUGGUGAUCUGUAUGGUUUCUCACUGCCAUUAUCAAUACCUGUGUACAUAAUUACUGAUUUUUUUUUAAACAUAACCUUUGUACUGUACAGUGAAUGGUCACAGUCCUGAUUAAAAGUUUUGAUACUGGAUUCAUUUAUAGAUGUGCCUAGUAUGUAGGGAAGAGUAGCAAAGAAAGGAUUUGUUUGUGUGGGUGUGUUCUUUGAGCUAUACAUGUGAGUUUAUGGAUGUGCAGGUGGAUUUAUGAAGGAUUUAUUACUUUUUUAAUGGCGUACCUAAAGAAUGUGUGGUUGUGAAGACAGUCUUUAUAUUGUGUGUAUGUGCAGUAAGUUGUUUAUUUAUACUGUAUAUAUUUAUAUAUAAUAUACAGUACCUGUACACAUGUAUUUAUUUUUCUCCCUUUCUCUCUCUCUCGAUAACUUUCAUUCCCUAAAAAUAUAUUUGUGUACAGUUACAAGCUGUGAAUGGUUUGUGUAGUGGUUUGAAUGUAUUAUCCUGACUAGAUAUGAAAAAUGUACUUAAUGAAGUAACCUAAUUUGCCAUUAGUCAUUGAUAUAUUGUCAUGUUCUUGAGUUAUUUGGGGAAUUACCUUAAUGGAAUUGCUUUUACAGGGCAACAGAUACGUACUGUAUAUCAUUACAUUUCAUGUGCUCGAUUAAAAUUAAUAAUUAUGAA